Girardinichthys multiradiatus is the source of this 2396-nucleotide messenger RNA. It is a transcript of the gene pola2, whose product is annotated as polymerase (DNA directed), alpha 2. Gene Ontology annotation, biological process: DNA replication initiation; DNA replication. The record is from RefSeq and is a predicted model, not a curated record. The transcript has 18 exons. Gene Ontology annotation, molecular function: DNA binding. Gene Ontology annotation, cellular component: alpha DNA polymerase:primase complex. The coding region runs from base 266 to 2080 and encodes 604 amino acids. NCBI's taxonomy places the organism in Eukaryota, Metazoa, Chordata, Actinopteri, Cyprinodontiformes, Goodeidae.
GGCGGUGACGUAAGUUCCGGCCGCCAACACUGACAGGCUUUUUUCGCGGUAAAAUGAAACACGCAUGUUUAUGUUGAUCGGAUCAGAUUCUGUGUUCUUGUGUCCACCAAAGACCGCGUAGUUUUGGGUAGCGGGAGUUUUCGCAUUAAUCGAGUUGCUGGUUUUGUUUUGAAGCGGGUGGAAAGCUAACUUUAGCUGUUGACGAACCAUCGCAACAUUUGGGCCGACAGCAUUUAAACGAAUAUUUGAUUAAACACCCGAAACAAUGGCGCUUGUUACCACAGAAAGCCUAAAGGCAGAACUGGAGACAUUCGAGAUUACCUGCGAAGAUGAAUCUGUUCUCGACAAGAUGGUUGAACUGUGCAUCUGCAGCAGGACACAGGCAGAACAAAUGCUGAAUGAGUGGGUUGCCUACAGUACCACAAAAGAUGGUCUAGAACUCACCCUGGAAAACCUGGAGCACUUUGAUCACGAGUUCCUAAAUAAGAGGAACAAAUCCAGAUCAAGCUCAAAGAAAGAUGACAGUUAUAACCGAACCAGAGACGUCCAUUCGUUGCAGGACCUAAUAAAAGCAGAAGAAGAGGAGGAGAAUCUUUUAGACUCUUAUUCCACUCCUGGGAAGCUCUCUCAGAAACGAGCUCUCUCCACUCCAGAGCAUCCUCAGUCCAAACGGACCACUGCUCUGCUAACCAGCCCGGGCCUGCUGCUGUCUCCAGCUAACUUUUCCCCCAGUCUAACCCCUUCACAGAAAUACAGCCAGCGAGGAAGUAAAGGAGAGGUGGUGGUUACAUUUGGAGCCGUGCAGGGCGCCCGAUGGACGGGCAGGAAAGAUCCAGGCGCGGGCGUCCAGGUGAAUCUUCUAGAGGGACCUGAGGACUCCCUCCACAGCAGCUACAAAUACAUGUUCCAAAGGCUGCGAGAUGUUCGAAAUGUGUUGACAGAGAAGAUUGAAGAGCUGGGAGAAAGCCUGAGGUCUCAGUUCAACAUUGAAGAGUUUUCAGUCGUCUCUCUGCCUGCUCAGGACAGCGUAACUGUACUGGGUCAGGUUUGCUGUGACAGUAACGGCAAACUGAAUGCACAGUCGGUUCUCCUGGAGGCAGGACAAGAGCAGGGUGGUCAGCAAGUGCCCGUUGACCUGUCUGAGCUAAAAGAAUAUUCUCUCUUUCCUGGUCAGGUGGUGGUGAUGGACGGGAUGAACACAACAGGAAAAAAGCUUGUGGCCUCCAAACUGUAUGAGGGGUGUCCUCUUCCUUUUUACAACACCACUGUAAACAUGGAGACUGAUGAAGCUGCAGAACCGCUCAAUGUUCUUGUGGCUUGUGGACCGUACACACCCUCUGACAGCCUGACCUUUGACCCUCUGAUAGACCUCAUCGGUGUCAUUGUCAGGGAUCGUCCUGAUGUCUGCCUGCUGUUGGGUCCUUUUGUGGAUUCCAAACAUCAACAAAUCGAGAAAGCCCAGGUGACGGAGACUUUUGAGACGAUUUUCUCCCGGUGUAUUGAAAGCAUUGUGGAUGGAACCAGAAGUGUUGGCUGUCACCUGGUGUUUGUCCCCUCCCAGAGAGACAUCCACCACGAUUUCAUCUACCCACAGCCUCCCUUCAUCCUGCCGAACCUCAGCAAGGACCAGGCCCAGCAUGUCACCCUGGUCCCUGACCCCUGCACGCUGCUGAUCGACGGAGUGACCUUUGGCCUGACGUCCACUGACAUCCUGUUCCACAUGGGAGCAGAGGAGAUCAGCUGCGGCACCAGCUCAGACAGAUUCUCCCGCAUCCUGAACCACAUGCUGACUCAGAGGAGCUACUACCCCCUGUAUCCGCCCACGGAGGAGGUGAACAUGGAUUACGAGAAGUUCCAGAUUUUCGGCCAGAUGUUGCUCACUCCAGAUGUUCUUGUUGUUCCCUCGGAGCUGCGAUACUUCGUGAAGGAUGUGGUGGGCUGCGUGUGCGUGAAUCCCGGACGACUCACCAAAGGCCAGGUGGGAGGGACGUACAGCCGGCUGCUCAUCCGACGCAGCGCUACAUCCGCGGACGGCAAGCGAGCGAGCCCGUGCUUAACGGCUCAGGUUGUUAAAAUAUGAUGUGAUAAAGGCUUAGUGUUAUCAAGAUGUAAAAUGAGCUGAAUUAGCUACACGUUUUCUGUUUUUCUUACCAAGAAUUUAAAAAUAUCUCCUUCCUGUUUACAUCAUAAUAAAUAUUGGUCUAUUUUUAUGUUCCAAAACAUCUGGUGGGCUGUUGAUUUCAGGAGAAAUAAAUUAUUGAAUUAAUUUGUACAGUUUUUUGUUCUGUCCUCUAGAAUGUGUUUUAUUUUAUCUCCGCAGUCAUCUCUGUCCUGUUUGCUGCUUUAUUAAAACUUUUCUUACAAGAGAAAUAAACUUUGGGUCAUUUAUGAUUUUA